AUGAAACAACCUGGACAUCAAAACGGCUUCGACCUUCUCCGUGUGAAAAGAGGCUUCGGCUCAGCAAUGGACGAACGCUUACAAGCUGAAGUUAUUGCUGAAUCAUCAGAAAGAGUUUUGUUGGUGAUCGCCUGUAUGCUGGCGGUGGGAAUGGCAGCUCCCAAUCCUGCUCUACUCUUCAGCGCUCCAUACACGGCUUAUGCUGCUCCUCUAGCAUCUCCGUUUACAUCCUUCGCGUACUCAGCGUACACGGCACCUGUGUCCUUCUCCGCGUACAAUUAUGCUUACCCCUCGCCAUAUACUGCACUAUAUUAUAAAUAA
Spodoptera exigua (beet armyworm) is the source of this 321-nucleotide messenger RNA. The record is from the annotation of a GenBank genome assembly. NCBI's taxonomy places the organism in Eukaryota, Metazoa, Arthropoda, Insecta, Lepidoptera, Noctuidae.